UGGCAGAGUUUGAUGCUGUCCAUCGCCAAAGGUUUACUGGAGGAGGAGGAGCGGGAGCGAGAGCUGGAGAGGGCGAGGUACAUGGCUGAGAACUGUCCUCGUGUGGUCAUGCCCAGGACCAUGCAGGAGCUGCAGGAGCUGUGCAGAGAGAUCCACCACAAGAUCGAAGUGAUCGACGAGGAGCGGUACGACCUGGACAUGAAGGUCCAUAAAACCAACAAGGAGAUUGACGACCUGAAGAUCAAAGUUCAGGACCUGAUGGGCAAAUUUAAGAAGCCCGUCCUGAGGAAAGUGCGCAUGUCUGCCGACGCCAUGCUGAAGGCUCUGCUGGGCUCCAAACACACGGUGAACCUGGACCUGAGGGCCAACCUGAAGCAGGUCAAGAAGGAGGUGAAAGAGGAGGAUAAAGAGCUGCGGGACGUUGGCGACUGGCGUAAAAACAUCGAAGACAAAGCCGGCAUGGACGGGAGGAAGAAGAUGUUUGAGGCCGAGGCUUAAAUGAUCGGCUCUGAACGAAGCUGCGGCGGUUUGUCGCUGAUCGGUUUGAUCACAUCAGACACAUUUAGAUAAAACGAAUUAAACGAUUGUUGUGAGCUGCAGAAGCUGAAUAAACAGGGUGAAGGAGC
This is a messenger RNA of Plectropomus leopardus (leopard coralgrouper), 626 nucleotides long. NCBI's taxonomy places the organism in Eukaryota, Metazoa, Chordata, Actinopteri, Perciformes, Serranidae. The record is from RefSeq and is a predicted model, not a curated record.